AUGGCUGAGGGAUCAACAUAUCAAAACGAACCAACAAUAAUCAAGAAAACUUUCUUAUUCAGUCAAAAAACAAAUAAACGCUUUCGUCUAAAUGGUAUUAAAGAAUCAAGUCAACUCCCGGAAAAAGCCUCUCUACGUAAAGACUUUUCCAAUCAUAUUAUCUAUCAACCAUCACAACUACCACCAAAAGUUGACCUUCGCCCAUGGAUGACAAAAGUUGAAGAUCAAUCAGAUGCCAACAGUUGUACGGCAAAUGCUUUGGCGGGAAUUUAUGAAUACCUAAAUAACAGAGAUACAGGUUCUCAAAUUGAUGUUAGCCGCCUCUUUAUCUAUUACAACAGCCGUGUUAAAGGUCUCGAUGCUGAUGAAACGAUUUCUGAUGAUGGUGCUGCUCUUUGCGAUGCAAUCGAAAGCAUGGAAGAAUUAGGUGUGUGUCCGGAAUCGCAAUGGCCUUAUGAUCUGAAAAACGUAAAUGUCAAACCAUCUCAACAAUGUUACAUUGUAGCCGCAAACUAUACUAUUUCUCAAGCACUGAAACUCAAUAUUGAUAUAAAUGAAAUAAAGAUUUGCAUUGCUCAAGGAUUUCCUGUUAUCAUUAGUCUAAAUUUGUAUACAUCAUUCGACAAAGCAAGUAAUAGCGGAAUUGUUUCUAUGCCGAAAACAAGUGAAACUUCACGAUCAGAUCAUGCACGACACGCUCUUCUGGUAGCUGGUUAUAGUGAUGCAUCGGAAGCAUUCAUCGUACGAAAUUCAUGGGGAGAAGAUUGGGGUGAUAAAGGCUAUUGCUAUAUACCAUAUGACUACAUAGGAAGUGAUAAAUUGUGCAACUCUGCAUGGACUGUGAAAAGGUUAGGUGUUGAUUACAUGGGAAAAGAGGCAUGGCACGUAGAUGAUAAUAUCAAUUAUCGGCAAGGUGCAUACUAUAUCGAUGAAUACGAAGAUGGGGAUGAUGCUAUUAGAAUUGAAGAAAUCGAAGAAGAAGAAGAGUAUUAUUAUCAGAAUCCCGUUACGAACGAUGGUGCUGUCGAUGAUGGCGAUGGUGAAAAUCUCAAGAGUACUGAAGCUGACGAUGAUAACGAUGAUGAUAAGGGUGAAGAUGGUAAGGGUGAUGAUAAGGGCGAAGAUGUUGAGGGUGAUGAUGAUGAUAAGGGUGAUGAUGAUGAUAAGAAGGAUGAUGGUGAAGAUGAUGAUAAGAAGGAUGAUAGUGAAGAUGAUGAUAAGAAGGAUGAUGGUGAAGAUGAUGCUGCUGAUGAUGGUCACGGUGAUGAUGCUGAAGGUAAUGAUGCUGACGAUGGUGAUAAUGAUGGCGGCGAAGGCGAUGGUGCCGAAGAUGAUGGUGAUAACGAAAAUGGUGACGAUGGGGAUGGUAACGAUGAUGGUGAAGGUGAUGGUGACGAUGGGGAUGGUGACGAUGGUGGUGAAGGUGAUGGUGACGAUGCCGAUGGUGACGAUGGUGGUGAAGGUGAUGGUGGCGAUGCCGAUGUAGAUGGUGAUGAUGCCGAUGAGGGUGGUGAUGAUGGCGAAGGUGAUGGUGACGAUGCAGAUGGCGACGAUGAAGAUGAGGGUGGUGACGAUGGAGAUGAGGGUGGUGACGAUGGAGACGAGGAUGGCGAUGAUGGGAACGAGUAG
This is a messenger RNA of Adineta steineri, 1629 nucleotides long. NCBI's taxonomy places the organism in Eukaryota, Metazoa, Rotifera, Eurotatoria, Adinetida, Adinetidae. The record is from the annotation of a GenBank genome assembly.